UUGACAGACCUCGUGCGGACAGUGAUGACCGCACGCUUUCGAUUGCCUGCUGGCAGAACCUACAAUGUACGAGCAUCAGAGUUGGCACGAGACAGGCAGCAUACAGAGGUGGUUUGUAAUGUUCUUCUCUUGGACAACACUCUUCAGCCCUUCAAAGUUAAUAAAAAUGACCAUGGUCAGGUUCUAUUGGAUUUAGUGUUUAAGCAUCUGGAUUUGACGGAGAGAGAUUAUUUUGGAUUGCAAGUAGCCGACGAUUCAACUAGCAACCCAAGGUGGCUUGACCCAAACAAACCAAUCCGGAAGCAACUUAAAAGAGGUUCUCCCCAUAGUCUGAACUUCAGAGUCAAAUUCUUUGUUGGUGACCCAAGCAAACUUCAGGAAGAAUAUACAAGGUAUCAGUUUUUCUUGCAGCUUAAACAAGACAUCUUUACUGGAAGGUUGUCUUGCCCCUGUCAUACUGCAGCCCUUCUUGCCUCCUAUGCUAUUCAGUCUGAACUGGGGGAUUACAGUCACUCAGAGCACUUACCAGGCUACCUCACAGAAUGUACUUUUCUUCCUAACCAGCCUCACGAAUUUGAGAAAGAAGUUGCAAAACUACAUCAGCAGCACAGUGGCAUGUCUCCUGCAGAGGCAGAAUUUAGCUACCUGAAUACAGCACGGACGUUAGAACUCUAUGGAGUUGAAUUGCACUAUGCAAGGGAUCAGAGUAACACUGAAAUCAUGAUUGGUGUGAUGUCAGGAGGUAUUUUAAUUUACAAAAACAGGGUACGAAUAAACUACUUUUCUUGGCUGAAGAUUGUGAAAAUUUCUUUUAAAUGUAAACAGUUUUUUGUCCAGCUUAGAAGAGAUUUGCAUGAAUCCAGAGAAACUUUACUGGGAUUCAAUAUGGUAAAUUACAGAGCGUGUAAAAAUUUAUGGAAGGCAUGCGUUGAAUAUCACACGUUCUUCCGUUUAGACAGACCACUGCCUGCUCAAAAGAACUUUUUUGCACAUUAUUUUACGUUGGGGUCAAAGUUUCGGUUCUGUGGGAGGACAGAGGUCCAAUCUGUGCAGUAUGGCAAAGAGAAGGCAAAUAAAGACAGAGUGUUUGCAAGGUCGCCUAGUAAACCACUGUCUCGGAAGGUGAUUAGUGGGAUGGAUUGGGAUAUAAUAAGCAGGAAGUCACCUUCAGAUGAGAGACUUGAAACACAGUCUCUUCCUUCCAGAUCUCCACCUGGCACUCCAAAACAUCGAGCAUCUGCAUUUGGGCAGGAAGGCACAAGAUUAAGACCUUCUUCUGUUGGGCACUUAGUUGACCAUGUGGUCCAUAUCUCUCCAAGUGAUGUCUUUGCUAACCACAGGUCCCCGUCAUCCACACAGGCUAACAGCAUCAUUCUGGAGACUUCACCGUCACAAGAAGCUACCACAGAUGGGAUUCCUCCAGCAUUACCACCAAAACAGUCUAAGAAGAGCAAUGUGAACCAGAUUAACCAUACACUGUCCCAGCAAGAUCUGGAUAACCAUAUUAAUGAAGUUUAUGAUAUACCUUCGGCAUCCGAAAAAUCAACACCUAAUGGCAUCAUUCCCCAUGACAACUUAGUUAUUGUAAGAAUGAGACCUGAUGAAAAUGGAAGAUUUGGCUUUAAUGUAAAGGGUGGGUCUGAUCAAAAAAUGCCUGUAAUUGUGUCUCGUGUAGCUCCCGGAACACCGGCUGAUCAGUGUGUUCCUCGUCUUAAUGAAGGUGACCAGGUUGUGCUGAUCAAUGGGAGGGAUAUAGCUGACUACACACAUGACCAGGUUGUCUCCUUUAUAAAAUGCAGCUGUGAAAACAACUCCAAUGAACUCAUUCUUUUAGUUCGUCCCAAUGCAAUCUAUGAUGUCAUAGAAGAAAAGCUAGAAAAUGAGCCUGAUUUUCAGUAUAUUCCAGAGAAAUCUCUGGAUGGAGUCCACCAUGAUGAGAAUGGUUUAAAGGAAUCCAUGGUGCACCUCAAAGAUGGACUUAAAAGCGGAGCUGUUCUUGCUCAAUUUGAUCAACUGUAUAGAAAAAAGCCUGGAAUGACGAUGUCUUGUGCCAAAUUACCUCAAAAUGUUUCCAAAAACAGAUACAGAGACAUCUCGCCUUAUGAUGCAACACGGGUUAUUCUGAAAGGAAUGGAUGACUAUAUCAAUGCAAAUUAUAUCAAUAUGGAGAUUCCUUCCUCUAGUAUAAUAAAUCGCUACAUUGCCUGUCAAGGCCCAUUACCGAACACAUGUCCAGACUUCUGGCAGAUGAUGUGGGAGCAGUGCUCAUCUCUAGUUGUAAUGUUGACUACUCAAGUCGAACGUGGAAGGGUGAAAUGCCACCAAUACUGGCCUGAGCCUUCUGGAGAUGCUGCAUAUGGUCAUUUUCAAAUUACCUGCUUUUCAGAGGAUGGAAAUUCUGCAUUCAUUUGUAGAGAACUUAAUGUAAUUAAUGUAGAGAAAAAUGAAAGCCGUCAGUUGUCCCAAAUCCAGUAUACAGCAUGGCCUGAUCAUGGGGUUCCAGAUGAUUCAAGCGACUUCCUGAACUUUGUGUCAUUAGUCAGAAGAAAGAGAAAUGACAAAGAUGAACCAGUUGUUGUUCACUGCAGUGCAGGCAUUGGCCGAACAGGAGUUCUUAUUACUAUGGAAACAGCUAUGUGUUUGAUUGAAUGCAAUCAACCUGUAUACCCACUGGAUAUUGUCAGGACAAUGAGGGAUCAGAGAGCCAUGAUGAUUCAGACACCUAGUCAGUACAGAUUUGUUUGUGAAGCUAUCCUUAAAGUAUACGAAGAAGGACUGGUUAGACCAUUAAAGACAACACCAUGCAAAUAGAAAGGGGUCACUGUUUUUUAUUAUGGAAUCAAAUUCCUUUAUAUUGUCAUUGGAGCCUGAACUGCCGGCAACUUUCAUGGUGCCAUAAACUCUGUUCGCAUUAACUGCUACUUCAGAACAACACUGAUAGAUGGAAAGUCUGCCAAGUCAAGCUUCAGCAUUAAGCACUGUUGCACUUUAAGUUAGGAGAGCAAGAAGGAACUACAUUUUUGUUGAAUGCUUUUGAGAGACUACAGUAGUUUCAUGAUUUCCUUGGGAGAGACUAUGCUCAUAGUGCAUUUUUUGGGAACUUAACAGAAUUUCUGUUAUGCCAUAUGUAUGUAAAUUGUCACUGCAGUCCCAUAUACUCACAUAGUUAAGAUGCCCUAAUUUCAGCAGUCACACAAGGUUUGAAAUUUAUACUUUGAUCUUUUGUUUUAAUAGUCUCAUUAGAAAGCUUUUGUCAUCAGAAUCCAUUGCUAAGAGUCACCCAGAUUACUUCAUGCCUGUUACUUCGUUUAAAUGGUCAGACCUAUAAUUCCCCUGCCUAGUAAUGGAAAGUAUGCUAUUAACUUGGUUGUCUUGUGAAUUUUCUGUCUUUUUUGGAUCUGAUUUUCACCUGAAAGGAAUAAAUGUGUGUGUUUUUUAUUCAUUUCAAACUCGCCACUUCAAAAAAAUCAGGUUAUAUGACCAGUUCAUAUAGCUAAUACUGCUUCAUUAAAACCCAAAUGUUUAGAUCAUUAUAGAAGUAGCAGUCUUGUAUUGAUUUAUAAUCCUUUUGGCUUUACAGUUGAUGUGGAAUCAAACGUGUCAUCUUAUAGCCGUUGCUUACUGGAAUGGCAGGCACACAGUAGGAAAUAGUGUAGUCUGUCUGUUGAGUGCAUUAUGUUAUAAUGUUUACAUUUUACCACCAUAACAAUGUGUUUACAGACUGUUAAUCUCAUUUUUGCGUGUGUGUCCUUGUCUCUAUUUUUGAGUUGUACUCACUACUUGUAUGUCACAUUUGUUGUGUUGAGUAUGAUAAUUUUUAAUCAGCUUUCUAGUCACUUUUUGAUAAAGUUACUGUAAGUAGCCCCAAUGAAAGUCAGACAUUUCAGUGAUUCAGCUAGCUUUUUGCUAGACAGUACAAAGGAGCAGUUAGCCAUGACAGGGAUUGCAUUAGGGCUAGACAAUGGCACACCUUGAGUAAGUUGAAACUCAGCUAUGAAUAAGUAUUAAUUUGUCAUUACCCAGCCCAAGUGCCUUAUGAGGAUGAAGCAUGUCUUUUUAAAUUGCUGAACGUUGUGUAAAUCUGUAGUUGAUGCUAAUUUGAAGUCAAGUACAAAAUGUGUUUACACAUAAAGAGAGAGCCUAGAUUUUACAGUUAAUAUGGAAAGGUUCCAGAUUUUUCUUAAUGUAGUUCAGUAUUUAUUCUAGGCUAACAUAAUACUAGGAUUCCAUGUUGUAAUAGAGAAUUUCUUGUUCAGCUGGAUAAAAUGCAGUGAGAUACCCUCCAGUUGUUUCCAAUAAUACAUGUCUAACAAGUUAAUUGUAGAUGGAACCAAGUCUUGGGUCUAAAUUAUCAUAUGGGCUGUAUUUUGGAAAGGGAAGUAGUUAUGGGUGCAUUUGUAUAAGUUGUGUACAUGCGUUUCAUGUUAUUUGAACUAGCGAGUCGCCCAAUUUGAAAUUGGUCAUUGGAAAUUUCAUAUUUGUUUAAACAAUUUUUUUUAACACCUCACAGUCUUAAGACAUUAGUUAAUAUCCGGUGCAUUUAAUUGCAGGAAGGUUUAGAAUGUUUCAGUUGUAAUAGCCACAUGAAGUACUUGAGAGUAGAAAUGUGGUGCGGCUUAGAUGCUGCCAUUUCAUCUAGUACUUCAGUACUUUAACAGUACUGCUGAAUUAUGCUAGGGGCUGUAUUUCACAUUGUAGCUGUGAAUACCUUUUCUAUGGUUUCCAUUGCCCAGACAUAUAUCUUUCAGUCACUUGCAUGUUUAAAACCUUGCUGCAUGUUGGACUUGUAGGAAUCAGUUCUUCCUUCCAUUAAGUGCAUAUAAACUUAAACUUUCCAUUCCUCUGGUUGAGAGAAAAGGUGCAAGAAUAUUCCAUGUCCCCUUUUAUCUUUGUUUCCUUUCCUUGACUCUCUGAUGUUCUUUAGCCCAGGCUUAGUAGAUUUCCUUUAAAAUGCUGGUUAAGUUGAGGACAUUGUGAGAAGGCACACAUUUUAAAGGUACCUUUAAAGCAUCUGCACUAUUAGUCUUGAAGAAGCAAUGCCAUGUGGGUUUUCAGCUUGCAAAUAAAAAUACUGCCACAGUGUGUUUACAGCAUUAAAAAUACUUUAACUGGAAAACUGUUUCAAUUUGCUUCUAGUAGAAUAUAUAACACAAAUUACUGCCAAAGCAUUUAUUUUAAUAUUAUUUGGAGUGACUGGGGGGGGGGGGGGCUACAACUGAAACAAUAAUUGUACAGUGUAUUCCUUUAGUAUGUUUUUUUUUUCUUAGCAUACAUAUGGAGUAUAAUACAACCUGUCCACUUAGUGGGCAUAUAGGAAUUCUGGAGCUAAAUUUGUUUUCUUUUAAUUAGAAGGUUGAGCAAACUUUUAAAAAAGUCACUGAAAAAGUAAAAGUAUGAUUUCAAGUGAUCACAUUUCUGACUUUCUGUGACUGUUGGAUUCAUAGAAGUGAGUGUGCAUUUUGUCAGGAAUUAAGUAAGCAUUAUAAUGCCAUUAUUGAUGGCCUUGAACAGGUGUCCCCAAGUGGUGUAAAUUAAUGUAACAAGCUUAUGUAUUUCAUAUGAAAAUAUAUAACAAUGGCUACAGUCUUGUUUGUUCUCUUUGCACAUUCAUACAUUUUGUCAUUGUGUAUAGCUAUAAAUAUAUAUACAACUGUCUAUGUAAAUAAAAUGCAGAAAGACAUUUCUUAAAUUAAGAAAGUUUUUAAACAUUAUGCCUUACCAUGCACCACAAAAAAUAUUAUUUUAAAGACAUGUCAUUUUUGGCACCUGGCACUAUAUUCAGACCACAAAAUGGUGGUUUAAAUGGCUUUAAGAUAUUUUUAUAUAGCCGGAUCAAAAUCUGAUUGCUGUAAUACUCCCUGGGGUUUCAGAUCUCUGUAUUGUUUAUUUGACUGAAAAAUUAUUUUUUGUGUGUCAUGCUGUGCAAAAAAAAAAAAGAAAAAAAAUAUGAAUGUAUUUGUCAUUGGAUAUGCUAAAUUGCAGAUGGGUUAGAGAAAUGACUGUUUGAUUUUAUGGAUAAUUAUUUUUCAUACCAUUUGUUUAAAAAAGAAAAAAAAUACAAAACAAAAAAAAAACUUUGUAACACUUCCAUGAUUUGAAAUCUUGCAGGUUUAAAGUGUUUUUGUGUAAAUAAGAGCAAUAUUAUGAAUAUUGUCAGUCUAGUGCCAAUGUGUUAUGUACAUAUUGUUUUUUUUUUGCGUACUGCUGAGACAUGCUUCUUGUCUGUAAUAGUGUUUUUUUUUUUUUUAUUCUUAAGUUGUUUCCCUUAAAGCAUGAUAUAAGGUCCUUUAACUACUAGGUCAUAGCAGGCAUCCACAGACAUGUAUGUCAACAACAGCCAUGCUCUAAAAUUUAAUGUUAAUAUUUAAAGGAAAUCCUAAAAUUAAAUUUAUGACCACAUAUCUUUGUGAACAUAAGCAUGUUUCUGUAUGAGCCACACAUUCUGCAGUAUAGUAUACCGAAUUAUGGGAUUAUGAGCUAAUAACUUUUCACUUUAAAACUAGAUACUUAAUUCUCAAAGGUGCAGUGUGUGUACAAAUCUGCCUUCAUGCAUUUGAUCUAUGCUGUACAUCAAAGACCAUUUCUAAAUUACAUCUUUCCCUCUAUCUUCAUCACUGACUGUACUUUGUUGUAGCCAAGAAUAGCUAUGUGAGAAAUACAAAUAAGAACGUGACUAAUCUUGAAUUUGAAAUCUGUACUAUGUAUUUAGAUGUUUACCACAAAGAUUAAGGCCUUCUUCUGAGGCCUAAAUUAUAUGUCUGAUGAAUACUUUUGAAUCUUAAAACCAGCAAAAAAGCUCCAAAUGUCUUUGCUCAGGAAAUCUUUACUAAAACAAUACAGUUAAGUCCUUUUGUACAAUAUAUAGUAAUCAUGGACUGAACUGAUCAAAUGUAGCUAAUGAAAAUGAUAUAUGAACAUUGCUCUGACAUUGAAGAAAUGCAACAAAUGCCCUUUUUAAACAUUCACACUUGUGUAUGAAUUUUUAUGAAAAUUUGAUUUGUCUGAAAGUGGAGGUCCAUGAAAGGACAGACUUGAGGGUGAAGAAUUAAUUUGGCAACUAAAACAAACAGUUCUAAAUUUAUAGGGAUCGUUGAUUGUUUCUGUUUGAUGUCUUUAAAAAUGAAGUCUAAUUUUCUUUAGGUCAUUGUGUUUUUUGAUAUUGAAUUAUUUUAAUGUAUAAUUUUGUUGUAACAUUUUUAUUGGUUUGUAGUGGUCAAGCGGCAAGGUAAAGUUUUUAUUUUAAACUGAUCAGUUUUUUCUAUGUUUCCAGAUUUGAAAGUCUGUAAUUAAUGUAUACUGGGCCAAAGCACUCAACUGUCUUCUUGAUCAAAAACAUUUGGAGGUUGUUUCUGGGACUGAGUUUUUUUUUUUUUUUUUUUUUUUGUUAUUGCUUCAGAGCUGGUUAUUUACUUUGAAGCUAAACCAGUUUCAUUUCUGGACAUCAUGUGAUGCCACAGGCACCCUCCGUACUCUCAUCUUGGUCACUGUGAUUACCAUUAGAUCCAGACAGUGCUUGUGUAGCAGAAUUUGAGGAUAUUUUAAGGCCAACUAUCAAGCUCACUACUGAUAUUUUUUGUUGUAAAUAAGAUGUAGGCAGCCAAGCUUUAUUUGCUCUUUCCCACUAUUACUACUUUUCAUGCAGUCUUUCAAAAGCUUCUAAAUGUUUACCUGUGCCCUUUUCAUCAAUCAUAUUUGAACAUCACUGAUUUUUUUUUCUUGGAGUAUAUGAAAAAACCUCUUCUUCCUGCUUUGUCAGCUUGUAUUGCUGAUGUAGACUGAGAGCCUAAAGACAUUUAAUUGAGCUGAGUUAAAUGCCUUUUCAUUCUGGCCUGGUCUGAGACCUGUUCCACACAAUCCAGUCACAGGAAGAACAUAUUGUUUUUAUAGUAGUCCUCACCUGCUCAUCAUAGGCAGUGUGCCAGAUCUUAGUAUCUUGCUGACCAUGCUUUCCAGCUUGUGUAUAUUGUAUUUAUGCUUUUUCCCCUGAAAAGAGGCCAGUAGCAUAGUGUGACUAAUUUGGUUAACAAAGGAUAAAUAAAUAUAAUAGUCCUUCAACUCAUCAUAGGAUAGGGUUAGAUCUUAGAGUGUCCUCUUACUCAGCACUGACAGGGUGCCCGUGCCAGAUCCUAAGUGUAUCUUGCAUAACAUCAUUGUCAUGAAUCCUUUGUCAAAGAACUGCAGUGUUAUCUCUAUUGCUGUCACUCUAUACCUAUUGACUUUACAGGGCGGAUGGAAUGAAUCCUUACAAUUUGAACAGUGAUUCCAUUAUUAGCCAGUAUGCUGAUGACUUAUCUACUUCCUUUGCAUCAUUAGUAAUUCUUCAGAAGAAACUUGUUCUCCAAGACCAAAGAUUGUCACCCUCUCUCUUUUUGUAGAACAAAAUCUUAGUCCUGAUGGGGGGAGCUAGCAAAUGUUCUGAACAAUUAGGAUGGAAAUUGUCUUUUUAUCUAAAGUAUUGAAAAUAAAAAUUAUGUAAACACAAUAACAGCUAGAGUCAACAAUACAGUAUUUUAAUUAUCUUAAUUUUGAAAUGAAAGUAAAAUCAGUUUUCACUAGUUGUAGAAUAGUUUUGUCCACCAAAAGAGCUCAUGCUUCAGUGGAAAUGUCCCACUUCAGUAUCUGAAAUGGAGCAACUGUAGUUGGCAAACUCUUACUUGAUGACCAUCGCAAAUAUGACUGACGUGAUUCAUUUUUUCAUCUAGAGGAAUAAGAAACUGCACUGACUUUGAGAUGGAUCUGUUCUGUUGUCUUCCACAAUUCUGCAAGCAUGCUUGCCAGGCUGUUCCUCCUCACAUUUUUAAGUAUUAGAUCACUUGCCUCAGCUUUGAGAUUAAGAAUGGGAAAACAGCAUACUAACUAGACUGUACUGAAUUUCUUAGCAGUCCCAAAGUUCUGCAAAAUACUGCCUUUGAGUUCCACUGCUGCAAUGUGGCAUCUUCUGGAGAAGAUAGAAGCCAUGCAUUGUAGUACAGAUAACACGCAGUGCCACAGUGCUUUAUUUAUUUUGCUGCAUAGCUCAACAUAGAUUUGAUAUGUUUUUUUUAGACUACAAGUAAUGUUGUGGUUGUUUGCGCACAAGCAUUCUCUGACCUGUGGUAAGGAGGCCACAAGGAUUGACUUUAGGAAUAUUGGCAAUAGACAGUUAUUAGUCACACCAUUUUACAGUGUUGCACAUACCUAGGUAAGAUACAAAA
Protopterus annectens (West African lungfish) is the source of this 9194-nucleotide messenger RNA. RefSeq names its product protein tyrosine phosphatase non-receptor type 4 (gene PTPN4). Gene Ontology annotation, molecular function: cytoskeletal protein binding; protein tyrosine phosphatase activity. The transcript has 26 exons. The record is from RefSeq and is a predicted model, not a curated record. Gene Ontology annotation, cellular component: cytoskeleton; cytoplasm; cytoplasmic side of plasma membrane. Lineage: Eukaryota; Metazoa; Chordata; Ceratodontiformes; Protopteridae. Bases 25 to 2811 code for a protein of 928 amino acids. Gene Ontology annotation, biological process: protein dephosphorylation.